Molecule: messenger RNA, 6131 nt
Organism: Sander lucioperca (pikeperch)
Lineage: Eukaryota; Metazoa; Chordata; Actinopteri; Perciformes; Percidae
Gene: scube3
Product: signal peptide, CUB domain, EGF-like 3
Exons: 23
Coding region: 470-3514 (1014 amino acids)
Biological process (GO): signal transduction
Cellular component (GO): cell surface
Molecular function (GO): calcium ion binding
Source: RefSeq, a predicted model, not a curated record
AGCGCGGACGCUUCUUCUUCUCUCCUCCCCCUUCAGACCCCGCCGCUCCGCUCCAUCUCUCCGUCUCUCUCUCUCUCUCUCUCUCUCUCUCUCUCUCUCUCUCUCUCUCUCUCUCUCUCUCUCUCUCUCUCUCUCCCUUUCUUAAAUUGACAUUGGUCUGGCUCGAAACAUGAUAACAGAAAAGCCUUCCUCCGCUCCGCGUUGUCGGACUGUCCUCAACCCCGAUCACUUGAAACUCAAAUAAGCAGGAGUGAAGAGGAAAAAAGGGAUCGCACAGUAUCCUAUCAGCAGCUGCUCGGAGGGAAUAACAAGAUACCUUUAUACCACACACACACACACACACACACACACACACACACACACACACACACACACACACACACACACACACACACACACACACACACACGUGCUCUUGCGCAUCGUAGAUCUUAGAAAGUGCUCGUGUUGAACUAUAGUGAAAGUUAACAUGUAUAUGCACGCUUUGAUCCGCGCAAGCCUUGGAUUUGUAGGUUUCUGCUUGGUCGCCUUUGUCCAACAGUCAGCUUCAGGAAGUAAGACCACUCAAGAUGUGGACGAGUGUGCAGAGGCACUUGACAACUGCAGCAUCGAUGCCAUCUGCCAGAACACCCUGAAGUCAUACAAAUGUAUCUGCAAGUCAGGCUAUAAAGGGGAUGGCAAACAUUGUGAAGAUGUUGAUGAGUGUGCAACUGAAUACAAUGGUGGCUGCGUCCAUGAGUGCAUCAACAUCCCAGGAAAUUACAGGUGCACAUGCUAUGAUGGCUUCCGCUUGGCACAUGAUGGGCACAAUUGUCUAGAUGUGGAUGAGUGCUCAGAAGGCAACGGCGGAUGCCAGCAGAUUUGUGUCAACAUGAUGGGCAGCUAUGAGUGCCGCUGCAGAGAAGGAUUCCUCCUGAGUGACAACCAGCAUACCUGUAUCCAAAGGCCUAAAGUGCAACCAGAAGGCUCAAAGGAAGGACCCACCUGCAUGGACAAGAAUCACGGCUGUGCACACAUCUGUAGGGAAACACAGAAGGGUGGCAUCUCCUGUGAGUGUCGACCUGGAUUCCAGCUCACGGAUGACAAGUACUGCAAACUGACGUGUAACUACGGUAAUGGGGGUUGCCAACACAUCUGCGAGGAGACAGACCACGGACCCAAGUGUUCGUGCCACAUGAAGUUCGUCCUGCACAGCGAUGGAAAGACUUGUGUAGGGGAGAGGAGUGUCCAGUCCCAGGCAGCCCCACAGCUGUUCCCCAAUGAGACCUGUGCAGUGAACAAUGGCGGCUGUGAUAGCACAUGUCAUGAUUCAGUGACAGGAGUCCGCUGCAGCUGUCCUGUUGGCUUCACUCUGCAGCCAGACCGCAAGACCUGCAAAGACAUUGAUGAGUGCCGUCUUAACAAUGGGGGGUGUGACCAUGUGUGUCGAAACACAGUGGGAAGCUUUGAGUGCAGCUGCAAGAAAGGCUACAAGCUACUGACCAAUGAGAGAACGUGUCAAGAUAUUGAUGAGUGCUCUUUUGACCGCGCCUGUGACCACUUCUGUAUCAACUCUGCCGGGAGUUUCCAGUGCCUCUGUCAUAAAGGCUACAUCCUCUACGGCCUGGCACACUGUGGAGAUAUUGAUGAAUGCAGUAUAAACCGCGGAGGUUGUAAAUACGGCUGCAUCAACCGUCUGGGGAGCUACGAGUGUACCUGUCCACCCGGGUACAAGCUGCACUGGAACAGGAAAGACUGUGUUGAGUUGGUGAAAUGUCCUCUUGGACUGAUGGCACCAAAGGCUACUCUGGCCUGUAGCAAGACGGGCAAGAAAGAGAGCUGCUCUCUUACCUGUGCCUCUAAGGCUCACUAUUUGGCAGAGUCUGACAACAGCUACUCAGUCAGUUGUGGUAUCCCUGUCCUCAGAGGGAAGUCCCCUGCAAGGCUCAACUCCAGCAGCAGUCAGAGCUGUAUAGAGACUUUGGCCCCUCCAGUGAAGCAGACGGCUUCUUUCAAGAUUAAAAAUGCCAAAUGUCACCUGCACCCGAGGCUGACCGGCAGGACGGAGGACAGAGGACGGACACUUGGACCAGGAGGGGGGCAGCCCUGCAGCAACUGCCUGGUAACAUUUGUCAACCUCAAAUGUGACUCCUCUAAGAAAGCUAAAGGUCGACGUGCUCGCAACCCCUCUAACAAGGAGGUAACACGCAUUACUUUGGAGCUGGAAGCUGAGGUCAAACCUGGAGACACUACGGGGAGUUGCAAUCUCAGCUGCCUGAGGCAGCGCAUGGAGAAGCAGGUUAAGACAUAUAUCAAGGCUCUGAAGAAGUCCAUCAACCAGGAGCGCUUCCUGAUCCGAGUUGCUGGUUUGGAAUACGAGGUGGCCCAGAAACUUCCCCAGGCUGCUCCCAGUCAGGAGAACUGUGGGCCGGGCUGGGAGAGGGACAGUGGCCGAUGUGUCAGAUGCUUGUCGGGGUCUUACUACCAUGGUGAGCAGGAGCGCUGUGUCCAGUGUCCGCCCGGCACUUUUCAGGAGAAGGAGGGGCAGCUUGCCUGUGACCUCUGCCCCGGCAGUGACGGCCACGGGCCUGUCGGGGCACGGAACAUCUCCUCUUGUGCAGGCCAGUGUCCGACGGGGUCCUUCUCCAGCGAUGGUUUCAAACCGUGUCAGGCGUGCCCUCAUGGCUCCUACCAACCAGAUUUGGGACGGACCCUGUGCUUCCCCUGUGGGGGAGGACUGGGCACCAAACGGGAAGGUGCCAGCUCCUUCCAUGAUUGUGAAGUCAAAGUCCAGUGUUCUCCAGGUCAUUACUACAACACCACAGUACACCGGUGUAUCCGCUGCCCAGUGGGGACAUAUCAGACAGAGUUCAGACAGAACUACUGUAUUUCCUGCCCUGGGAACACCACCACUGAUUUUGAUGGUGCCACAAGUGUUUCACAGUGCAAGAACAGGCAUUGUGGUGGCGAGAUGGGCGAAUUCAUGGGUUACAUUGAGUCGCCCAACUAUCCUGGUAAUUACCCUGCUAAUGUGGAGUGUAUUUGGAACAUCAACCCGCCCAGCAAGCGCAAGAUCCUAAUUGUGGUGCCGGAGAUUUUUCUGCCCUCGGAGGAUGAAUGUGGAGAUGUGCUAGUUAUGAGGAAGAACUGGUCGGCUACAUCCAUCACCACCUACGAGACAUGUCAGACGUACGAGCGGCCCAUCGCCUUCACAGCUCGAUCCAGACGUCUCUGGAUUAACUUCAAGUCCAACGAGGCCAACAGCGCCAGAGGCUUUCAGAUCCCCUAUGUUACUUAUGAUGAGGACUAUGAACAGCUCGUAGAGGACAUAGUGCGAGAUGGAAGACUCUAUGCCUCAGAAAACCAUCAAGAAAUCCUCAAGGAUAAAAAACUGAUUAAGACUCUUUUUGAUGUGCUGGCUCACCCAAACAACUACUUUAAGUACACCACUCGGGAGUCCAACGAGAUGCUUCCCCGCUCCUUCAUACGCCUCAUAAGCAGCAAAGUCUCGGCUUUUCUGCGACCAUACAAGUAAAGCUCACACAGCCGCCGAAGUACCGGAUCGUGAUCCCCGACACCCCCCUUCACCUUACAGGCCAUAUCCCGCAACUCUCACAGGACUUAACAUACAUACUAGUACGUACAUACUACAUACUACCCUCUUAUUUUCCAUAGGCUUUGACAAUAAACACUAUGCAGACCUGAGAAAUACUAAAAAUUGGUGGUUUAGUUGUUUUUUUUGUCAGUUUCCAUUUAGCACAGGCCUGUAAUCCCUAGCUCAAGCAUUUAGCGGGGAUGUAGAAUAUGUGAGUAGGUUUGGUUUCUGUUGUGUAAUGAAACCACCAAAAAUAGAAACGCAAAUUUAAGACAGUAGGAGUGGUGUGUUGUGAGCGCGGUUAGAGCUUGUUAUUGUUUUUGCUAAAAUGAGCAGUCUGUUUUCAACUCCUACAAUUAAGUAGGACUGUAAGUGUUGUGUAACCCUAGUUCCAUAUUCAGUGUCUGUGUGCUGUCCUCAAGGAGAAGCGGUUCAAAUUCAUGUCACAGCUGCAUUCCAGGUCAUUCAAAGCCUUACUUUAUUUGAGCUCUUAGAGCAGUUUCCAAUGGUUUUACUGUUAAAACAGUUAAUCUGUUUUGUUACGCCUGUCUAGACUGUAGCAGUGUUUUCUAACCUUCAGAUAAUUUCUGUUUCUCUUUUUUUUAAGUCAACAUAAAGGAAAUACAAACAGGUGGUUGUCAUUCCAGGAACAUAGGACAUUUGUGAGAGCCACAGAAAUGAGAUAAUGUGAUGUCUAGUGGAACAUGUCUCAGAGAGAGAGGAAUGUCUUUAAGGGACAUUAUGUUUGCUGCUUCUUUUAAAAAGGUCACUUUAAUUCUUCAAUCUUCAUGUUGUCUGAUGUACUCUACACACUAAUAGUCUCUAGGUUAAAAACAAGGAAGCUCCACAUCUACAAUACUUUAGAUUACACACAGGCAAUUUGACAUUAUCAAUUUACUGUAUGUUGACUACCAGUUGUGUUUUUAUUUCAAUCUUGUAAAUAAUGAAAAUUAGACGAGGGUUGAAUUCUUUAAUCCUAAAUUUCUCAAGCAGGAUCCCUAAAAAUCACUUUCCGCCCCACCCGUCUCAAAUCCAAAGACACCCAGUACUCCCUUUAAACACCCCUCUCACAUUUUGUUCUGUCCCAAUAAUGACAGCUCUUCCAAAGACCGCCACAAAAAGGCCGGGUCACUUUGUUUUGUGCACUAAAUUUAGAGCCCGCCAUCCUAUCCUUUUAGUACAAGUGCAAUGAAUGAAAACAUCUUACUUUUUACACCCUAUUGUGACCCAGCCUGUGUGUUUAGGCUGCAUUCUUGUCAAGACUCAUUGUAUAAAAUAUUUGUAUAAAAUAUUUAUCAGUCACUAUGCUCUUAUUCAGAGAAAGAAAAUGUAAAGUCUGUCAAGAAAUGUAAUUUAAAAAGUAUUAGGUGUGUAAAAAAUAUUCUUUGAUUUCAAAACGGCGACCAAAACAGGGUAAAAUGGUUUAACUUCAGUUCUAAUACAUCGCACCUUGUUAGGAUCUGCCAAGUUAAAGGAGUUGUUCGACAUUUGGGAAAUACUUAUUCGCUUUCUUACUGAGGAACUACGAGAUUGAUCCCACUCUUCUGAACAGUUAGUUUAGCACAAAGACUGGAAACAGCUAGCCUAGCUCUGGCCAAAGGUAACACAAUCCACGUACCGGCACCUCUAAAGCAUUAUAUCUUGUUCAUUUAAUCAGUAACCAUGCAAAAAUGUCACCUGGAGUCUCUGCUUGAUGCCAAGCAACCCAAAGACUCCAGGAAGGACUCGGUAACAAAAUGAAUACAUUUCUUAAAAUUUAGGGACUAUUCCUUCAAAAUUCAUUGUCACCACCACUGCAGUCAAAUUGGAACAGAUGACUGCCUUGUCACAAUGAUAAUCCCAACCCCUUAACCUGUAUGUUCAACCCUUUAUAAAUAAAUUAAGUGUCAACGCUUGCUCUGAUAUAACAAUGAUUUUCGGGGAGUAAAUUUUGUCCCCACUGGUGUAUAUAAAGUAAGUGAGAUGGUACACGUCAUAUAUCAUAUCAUUUUAAAAAGUACCCAAACUUUAGAAUGACAAGGGAAGUUGACCACAUUGUCAAACUUGAGGGCAAUUCUGUGCCACGCCAUGAAGAACUCAUAUCCAACCCUCUUAUACAGUCUCAGAUUAUAUCCAUGUAAUAGAUGCCAACAGGCAGCAGCAUCCCAGUGUGUGCUCACUCGGCCCUCAUGCCCCAAAAUUCCCCCUCCCACCCAUCUUUCCUGCAACCUAAGUUUUUUUUUUUUUUUUUUUUUUUAAUUGUUGCCUUUUAAUGAGAGUUUGCUAUGAUGUAUCAUAGAGUUGAUAAUGAUAUUUGCACUUGAAUUGUUAUUGCUCAUGUAAAGAAAUGUCUGGAUUUUGUAUUGUCUUUUUAAAUGAAUGGAAUUGGUGUUCUUAUUUUCUUGUAGCUUGUUUGUUCAUGAAAUGCUCACUCACCGUUUAGUCUAUAGAGAUGAUACACAUGACAUUAUCAACUGUUUAAAAAAAAAAAAAAUAUGUACAGAGGUCAAUGAAACAAGUUUGUACUUGUUACUGCCCAAAACACUUAUCGAAAUAAACAUACUGUACUUCAGCUUCA